UUAUGUUUAAAGGGUUUUAUAUUUGUUACCUGUUUAAUGUAUUAAAUUCAAUAAAAUAUAUUUAUUUUACUUGCAAUGUCAUUUAACGUAAAUUUAUUUUACUUUGUUUUUGUUUCGUUUAUAAGCUAUAUUUUUGGAGCGCCACAACAGCCAAAAAUAAACGAUCAAUAUGAAAAUACAACUAAACCAGAUUCUAUCGAAAACAAUACAAAGACACAUAAUGUCGAAGAUAAUGAAAUAAUAAAUGAUGUAAAAUUUAUUGAAAGCAAUACCACAGAAGUAGAGAAACCACAAGCUUUUGUAACUAAAUUAUAUACCACAAUAAUGAUUCCAAUAAGGAAAUUUAUGUCAACACCUAAAAUAAAUACUGUAGUAAGAAAUAUAGGAACCUGUAUUGUAAAUGGAGCUAUGGAGAUAAUGUCUUAUUAUUUUCCAACACCACUAAUGCCUUUAAUAGCAACUGCUGCAGGUAUGGUGAUUCCUUUUGAGCCUGUAGUAAUAUUAAGGGAGAAAAUGCCAGUAAUUAGUUACAGAAGAGCUAUUAAAUCAGCAGUGAAUGGUUUUAUGAAUACAUUCAAUGAAUACAAAGUUGACGAAGAAAACAAUGAUCCUUACAUGACAAGAAGAUUCAAUAGGAGGUUCAAGAACGGAGAUGAUAAGAAAAAAUUGGAAAAUGAAUAUCGAUAAAUUGAUACAUUUAAAAUAACUGACUUUCAUAAAUUAUUAUUCGUCAAUGUAAAAAAAGGAACUACAAAUAUUUACUGAAA
Galleria mellonella (greater wax moth) is the source of this 767-nucleotide messenger RNA. RefSeq lists its product as uncharacterized. The record is from RefSeq and is a predicted model, not a curated record. Bases 76 to 687 code for a protein of 203 amino acids. The transcript has 2 exons. Lineage: Eukaryota; Metazoa; Arthropoda; Insecta; Lepidoptera; Pyralidae.